AUGCUUGGUAGGGGAAAGGAUGCCAGGAGCCUGGUACAGAGGCAUCGUGGUAAGAUUCUCACUUCGGUGGGUAUCAUAGCGAGUUUGUUGACAGCAGGCUCUGUCUGUGUUUACCUAGUGAAGAGAUGGUUAUACCAACAGCAGUUGAAGAUCACUGAGCAGCACUUUAUAAGGGAACAGAUUAGAAGACGUUUUACCCAAACCCAGGAGGACACUUUGUAUGCUUUAUACGAGUUGAUUCCUGUCUUCGCAAUGGUACUCGCCAAGAAGUUAGAUCUGGAAGAACUGUUGAUUGCCUUGAGGGAUAAGAAGCUGAGCAAAGGUACGGGAAAUAAGGGCAAAUUGUCUGAUAAUGACGCCUUAUCUUCUGGGAUCAGCACCAGUGUUACUGAAGUGGAGAAUUUAUCAGCCAGUACCGCGAGCAAAGUAGAGAAUAAGACUCAGAAGUCUAAAGCUGAGCUAUGGAAUGAGCUAAAGACGAAGAGUUUGAUCAAGAUGGUUACAGUUUCGUAUACCAUAUCAUCGCUGUUAUUACUGACCCGGUUGCAAUUAAAUAUAUUAACGAGAAGGGAAUAUUUAGAGACUGCGAUUAAAGUUGCGGUGGAGAAAGAGUCUGGCAAGACAGAGGGUAGAUCCUUGGUUAAUUGGGUCUGGGGGUUAUGGAAAUACGAGGACGAAAGUGUCAAGUUGGAUAAAACUUUUGGAGAAUCCAAGCCCAAGGUGAGUUCAGCAUCCAAAAAUUCGUACAUCAAUGAGCAAGCAUUUUUAUCGCUCUCAUGGUGGCUCUUAAACCGAGGUUGGUUAGAAUUCCAGACAAUUGUCGAAGAAAGCGUUGAUAAGGAGUUCUCGUCCCUUAACCCAAGGGAUACCCUCACCUUGCAAGAGUUUAGUGAUAAACUAACGCAAGUAUUCCAUCAUACAAAUGAAAAGCUUUUACUUUCGCCAAAGGAAGGUUCUAAUGAAGAAUCACGACUAAGGCACAUCUUGCUACCUAGCGCAGCCCUCGAAGGGUUUGUUCUACAGCAAACCUUGGAUCCUGAGGCGCUAAACAUUUUGAGUGAAGACAGGACCAUCUUGGGCCAAUUGAUCUACGAGACCACGAAAUGCAUCGAAAGCACAGUUUCAUCCAUCGUUCUGGAAUCCCUCAUAAACGAAUCGUUCCAAUACAUUAUGGAACAAGUCGAGUCAAGUGUCAGCAAGAAGAAAACCCGUAAGAACGACGAUGAAGAACCUUCUGAUAAGAAGUAUCAAGUUGCAGUCUAUGCGAUCAGUUGCAAGGACUGUUGUAACGACAUUUUGAAAAGCGGCCUAGUUUCAAUGGACAACGAGUUCCUAGCAAGACUAGACUCGGUAGUUAUAUUGGAUGACCUCAGUGCAAGCGUUUACAGUAACUUCGGGUUUCAGGAUUAG
Molecule: messenger RNA, 1410 nt
Organism: Torulaspora delbrueckii
Lineage: Eukaryota; Fungi; Ascomycota; Saccharomycetes; Saccharomycetales; Saccharomycetaceae
Gene: PEX3
Product: Pex3p
Exons: 1
Coding region: 1-1410 (469 amino acids)
Biological process (GO): protein import into peroxisome membrane
Cellular component (GO): peroxisomal membrane
Molecular function (GO): protein-macromolecule adaptor activity
Source: RefSeq, a predicted model, not a curated record